AUUAACUACAGUAUCAUAAGAGAGUUACAUGGAAAUAUAUACUAAAUAUUAUAAUAGCCUUUUAUACAUCGUAAAAAUGAAAAGUCACUAUUAUGUGGUUGGAAAUUAAAAUAUUGAAUAGAACGGUUUAUAUUUUAUAUUUUAAUAUUUGUUUCAUGAAUAUGUUUGUUUCUUAUCAUUCAAGUAAAUUUAUUAAUAUGAUCAGCGUAAUUCUGAAUCGAAAUUGCAUAAAGUAACUAUGAAGUUUGCCGAGAUAUGUACAUAAGAGAUAUGUACACCAUACUCUAAAUCGAAGAAGUAAGAGCUGUUAAAAGUGAUGAACCUAUUCAACUGUGCUCGUAGCAUUCUGAUCAAUGGUUCUGUCUGGAUUGGUUUAUUUACAAAUACUGCCAAUGUAUGGUUUUGUUUGACAAUAAGACUAUGAUAUUCAUGAUAUAUAUUCAUUAUGUAUAAUAAACGCACGAAAAAAUUGUGAUACAUAGCUUUGAUAAUCCAUAAAUUAAGUUUCUAAGGUACGAUUAGUACAAUUUUGUAUUAAGAUAAACAAUGUCUGAGAAAAAUAUAGUUGAGUGGACACAAAAGGAUGUGACAAGAUGGCUUAGAGAAACUGGACAUGAAAAAUUUAUUGAGUCAUUUUUUGAUCAGGAAAUUGAUGGAAAAGUGCUCUUGACCCUGAAAGAAGACGAUCUAAAGUUAAUAUCCAGGAAUUUACAGAAAAUUGGUGAUAUAAAAAGAUUAUAUAUUAGCAUAAAACAAUUACAAAGGGAUAAUGUGGCAGUAUUAUUUGAAUUAGGAUAUAUUGAUAUAUUUCCAUCAUCAAAUUUUUAUAAUCAUCAUAAACAUGAAAUGCCUAGUAGUGGUAUAAAUAAUGAAGGUUCUAUUGAACAUGAAUUUUAUUCAGCAUCUGUAUCAGAAGAUGGUCAUGCGUCACAUUUGUCACCUGAAAUUUGGAAAACUUUCAUUAGUUUGGCAUAUUUAUUUAUUGUUACAUGGAUUACUGCCUUUGUGAUGGUCAUUGUUCAUGAUAGAGUGCCUGAUAUGAAAAAAUAUCCUCCGUUACCUGAUAUAUUUUUAGAUAACGUUCCACAUAUUCCUUGGGCAUUUGAUAUGUGUGAAGUUACUGGAACUAUACUUUUUGCAAUAUGGCUGAUUGUACUAAUUUUUCACAAAUACAGAUUUAUUUUAUUGCGGAGAUUUUUUGCUUUAUCUGGCACAGUCUUCCUGUUAAGAUGUGUUACAAUGCUUAUUACUUCCUUAUCAGUGCCAGGCACACAUUUGCAAUGUCAACCAAGGAAAGUUUCCGAAGAUUGGACAAGUUCUGCAUAUGUAGAGUUAUAUAAUAAAAUUGCUAUGGCUUAUGUUAUAUGGCGUGGUGCUGGUAUGUCGAUUCAAGGUGUUAGAACAUGCGGUGAUUAUAUGUUUAGUGGACAUACUGUUGCGUUAACUAUGUUAAAUUUUUUCAUUACAGAAUAUACACCGCGACAAUUGUAUUUUUUACAUACCUUCACAUGGAUGCUCAAUAUGUUUGGUAUAUUUUUUAUCUUGGCAGCACACGAACAUUAUUCCAUUGAUGUUUUCGUAGCUUUCUACAUUACAUCACGUCUGUUUCUUUAUUAUCAUACUUUAGCCAAUAAUCAAGCAUUGAUGCAACGUGAUUCAAAUAGAACCAGAAUAUGGUUUCCAUUAUUUAGUUUUUUCGAAUCUUCUGUCGAUGGUAUCGUUCCAAAUGAGUAUGAAUCUCCGUCUCUGAUCGUUUGUAAUCUAGCAUGUACUGGGAAAAAUAUAUGGCAUUUGGUACGAUCCUCAAUUUGCUUCCGUAAAUCAUGGCGUGAUGUAAACGGCAGUGUAAAGAAUAGCACAAAGAAGGAACACUAGCCAGUAUAUAAGUUACUUCAGUUUUAUAUUCCUUUGAUAAUAGACUUUUGAGAAUAUUAAUUUUACUUGAUAACUCUCUUUAUACCAUUUAAGUAACAAAAUUAUAUAACAAAAAAUAUUAAUUGCAAACAUUUAUUUUUGGAAGUGAAAUUAGUUAGUUAGCAAAAUCUCCAUUAUCAAAAUGAAUUUGUACGAUUUGUUUAAAUAUUUCUAAUUUUUACGAAAUGACUAUCCAUAAUAGUAUAUUUAAAUGAUUGCCUUCCAAAAGAAAUUUUAUUAUUAUAAUAUUAUCAUAUUUAACUUGUACAAUUCUUAUUAAAAUCAAUUUUGACUAUCUCUUCUGAAACUUAGAUUUAGAUGCAUUACUUUUUUCCCUUAUUGUUAAUCAUGGAGAAAUUUGUUUUCUUUUUCGUGAAUAAAUAUAUUAUAAAAAUUUGAUUAUGCAAGUAAAUUUUGUAAGUAACAAGGAAUUAAAAUUAACUGAAUGUAUGACUAUAUGUUGGAGCUAAUGAUCAUGUGCAAUAUAAUUUGUUGUUAAUUGAAGCUACCGUAUGAAAGUUAUAUUAAUGAAACCAUAAAUAAAUUGCAAGUAACAGUAAGUAACAGUGCAUAAAAAACUGAUUUCAUACGAAAAUUUAUGUAUUCGUUUAUUUCAUAAUUUUUGAUACAAGAUUUCGGGAAAUAAGAAAAAUUGGAUAGAGUGCAGUACUAUGUAGAAAUAUGAAUAGUCUUUCCACUUUUAAUUUGUAUAUUUUUUUUACUAAAAUUAAGUGUAAGCGAAGAGAUUUUACUGACGAAUCGAUUUUAGCAACUAUUAUGUAUUUUCGUCUUAUUGUGAUAUCCUCCGUUUCUAAAUGCAUCAUCACACAUAGAAGUAACAAAACAAAAGAUAAUUACGCACGACCAGAAUAUAACUGGACACAUGAUGGUCAUGAUCAGAUAUGUAAAUUUACAUAUAAUACGAUUAAAAUACAUUUAAUGAUGACGCUAUUCUUUACGUGAUUUAACUGAAGUACAAUUGAAUGAAUAUUGAACUUUUCGCAAGAGUUAAUUAGUAAGAGGCUAUGUAUGUUACAGUGAUCUGUAAUAUUUAUAUUUGUUAUAAAUAGAGUGUAUGAUCAUUUAGAUUUUUAAAAGAGGCUCUUAAUGUUAUGCUAUUGAAGAGGAAGAAUGAUUUGCACAAUAGUAAGAAAGAAAUUAUAUAUAUAUAUAUAUAUAUAUAAUUAUAUAAUAAUUAAUAUAUAUAUAUAUUAAUAUUAAUAUUAAUUUAUUAUAUAUAUAUAUAUAUUAAUAUUUGUACAUAUAAUUGUUGUAUUCUACGAUCAUUUUAUAUUAAGUUGAUAAAAUUAUUUUUCUAUAUUGCUUUA
Messenger RNA from Bombus huntii, 3242 nucleotides. It is a transcript of the gene SMSr, whose product is annotated as ceramide phosphoethanolamine synthase. Gene Ontology annotation, cellular component: Golgi membrane; endoplasmic reticulum membrane. Gene Ontology annotation, biological process: ceramide biosynthetic process. The record is from RefSeq and is a predicted model, not a curated record. The transcript has 7 exons. Lineage: Eukaryota; Metazoa; Arthropoda; Insecta; Hymenoptera; Apidae. Gene Ontology annotation, molecular function: ceramide cholinephosphotransferase activity; sphingomyelin synthase activity; protein binding. The coding region runs from base 547 to 1875 and encodes 442 amino acids.